This is a messenger RNA of Dermochelys coriacea (leatherback sea turtle), 2287 nucleotides long. It is a transcript of the gene NCAPH2, whose product is annotated as non-SMC condensin II complex subunit H2. The transcript is spliced from 21 exons. Bases 159 to 2039 code for a protein of 626 amino acids. The record is from RefSeq and is a predicted model, not a curated record. NCBI's taxonomy places the organism in Eukaryota, Metazoa, Chordata, Testudines, Dermochelyidae. Gene Ontology annotation, molecular function: chromatin binding. Gene Ontology annotation, cellular component: nucleus; condensin complex. Gene Ontology annotation, biological process: mitotic sister chromatid separation; meiotic chromosome condensation.
GCGCCAGGGCGGACCCGCCCCCUCCGCGACGUCACCGCGCCCGCCUCGCGCGCUGGCUGACGUCACCGCUCUUGAGCGGGAAAAAGGGAACGGUGGCCGGCCGCGGGGGCUGCGGCGGAGCGGGGCGAUUCCCCUCGCGCCGCGGGGGAUCUGUUACGAUGGAGGAUGUGGAGUCACGCUUCCUGCAUCUUCUGCAGCCCAUCCGGGAUCUCACAAAGAACUGGGAGGUGGAUGUGGCAGCCCAGCUGGGGGAGUAUCUGGAGGAGCUGGACCAGAUCUGCAUUUCCUUCGAUGGCGGCAAAACCACCAUGAACUUCAUAGAGGCAGCUCUGCUGAUCCAGGGUUCUGCUUGCAUCUACAGCAAGAAGGUGGAAUAUCUCUACUCUCUUGUUUACCAGGCCCUCGACUUCAUUUCCAACAAAAAGCGGGACAAACAGCCAACUUCAGUGGGGGAGGAUGGCACCGACGCUGACGUUAGCGCUGGGCCCAGGACGGAGGAGGAAGAGUUCCUCUCAUUGGAUGACAUUAAGGACACCAACGUUGUGAGCGUGGACAUGAGGAAAGAUCACCAGCCUAAUACUGUGAACAUUAUCCCCUUGACUCCGAUGGCCCUGGUACCCCCAGAAGAGGCAGAAAAGAAGGACAACCCCCUGUUCAGCCGGAAGGGGGAGAUCCUGGCCAGCCGGAAGGAUUUCCGCAUGAACACAUGCACCCCUCACACCAAUGGAGCUUUCAUGCUGGAGCUGGCGGGCCUCUCACCCAUGCUGUGCUUCCAAACAAGACACCAGGCCAGGGACCUUGGCAGUGCUACAGGAGGGCAGACUGCCGCCCUGGGGUCUGGAAACGCGUCCAUGGAGGUCAGUGCCUGUGAGACUCCUGUCCCAGUCUUGAACUUCUCUGAAAAUGAAGGCGCUGUGGCACCAGAGGGUGGUGGUGACGAUGACGAUGCAGGAGGAGGAGGUGAUUUCUUGCCUGAUGCCCCAGAAGGGGGCGUGGAGAUCAGUCCUGCUGCUGUCGAGCACAUUCAGCUGCAGAAGAGUGCACCCGAGGGCAAGGGGUACAUGCUGCGGGAAAGGGCCCCUGCUGUGGUGCCCAGCACCCACGUAAAGGAGAUGCUGGAUCUGUGGCGAAGCCUUGACCCCUUUGAUGACUCUGAGGACAAGCCCUUUAAGAAAGGCAGGCCCUUCACGGUGCCGAGUGACCUGGACGAUGUGCCCGGCAGCAAGCGGAAGAGGAGGGCACCCAGGAAGCUGCAGGACUUCAUGAAGUGGUUUUCUGCAACCCAGAACGACAGAGCUGACAGCAGAAGAACCAAGAGGAAAGGGCCCACGUUUGCUGAUCUGGAGGUUCUGUACUGGAAGCAGCUGAAGGAGCGGAUGGCCGUGCAGAGGAAGCUGCAGAGGAGAAUGGGCCUGCUGCUGGGGAAGCAUCUGCAGGAGGAGGAGCUGUGGGAGGAGGCCGAGGAAGAGCUGAAUGCCGCGGACGAGGAGCAAAUGGACGACUACCUGGACCACGACGGGGGGGCAGAUGACUUUCUGGAGCAAGAGGACAUCCACCCAGAGGCCCCGGAGCAGCUGGCCGAGGGCGACCUGGGCCCCUGCGUGAUCCCUGACUCCCUGAGCUAUGAGGAGCUGGUGAGGAGAAACGUGGAGCUGUUCAUUGCCAACUCCCAGAAGUAUGCCCGCGAGACGGUGCUGUCCCAGCGCAUCCGCGACUGGGAGGACAAGAUGGAACCCAAGCUGCAGGAGCAGGAGGAGCGAGCCGCCUUCGACAUCCACAGCUACGGGGACCAGCUGGCGGCGAGCUGUGGGAGGCUGGGCGAGUGGCACUCUUUUGCCAGCCUGGUGGCGGGGAAGCCGGCCUUCGAGGUGUGUCGCUCCAUGCUGGCCUCGCUACAGCUGGCCAAUGACUACACGCUGGAAAUCAGCCAGCAGCCGGGCCUGGAGGAGGCGGUGGACACCAUGAGGCUGCGACUCCUGACCCAAGAGCGAGCGCAUGAGCGAUUCCACACCUACAUGGCCCCCUCUGUGUCAAACUGACAACGCCCGUGGGUUUCUGGGGUGCAUGGCACCCACGGGGCUGCUGCGUUCCUAGCGCCCUGCCUAUUCCCUGUGUAUAUACUGAGCUCUGGCAGCACGCCCUGUACAGCCUGUCCCUUUUGCUGCCUCAGCUGUCUUUCUGUGGGCCCAGUGCCUCCUCAUGUGGGGUGGGCCCCUCUUCUUCUCCCUUUGCUCUGUCUCUUUCCAUUGGCACAGCCUGUGCAGUAAUAAACCAUGGGUAUGGUCUU